GUCGGCAUUUUGUGUAAAAAUGGCGCGGUUUUUGCUAAUUUUUAUUUGUGCUCUUGUUUACGUGGUAUAUGUGUCAGGUGAAUCUCGAAGACGAUGUAAACGCAACGAAGAAUACUCAUCAGACCCAAUAUGUCCACCUGAUACGUGUGCCUCAAUCGUCUCAAGAUACAACUGCAUUAAUGCCACUUCACCGCCUUUCAGAACUGGAUGUAAAUGCAAAAGUGGUUAUCUAAGAUUAACCAAAGAUAGUCCAUGUGUUCGUUAUUGUAACUGUCCUCAACUUCCCCAUGGCUGUUGUCCUAGGAAUGAGGAAUACUCGCCGGAACCAAUUUGUCCUCCAGAUCUUUGUAUUUCUAUUCUUGCCGAUUACAACUGCGAAGAUCUGUCACAAUAUAGAAAUGGGUGCAAAUGCAUAAGUGGUUACUUAAGGCAGGAGGAAACUUCCCGAUGUAUACCCGCCGAACAAUGCAAACUUUAAA
This is a messenger RNA of Hyposmocoma kahamanoa, 479 nucleotides long. RefSeq names its product inducible metalloproteinase inhibitor protein-like. The record is from RefSeq and is a predicted model, not a curated record. The transcript is spliced from 2 exons. NCBI's taxonomy places the organism in Eukaryota, Metazoa, Arthropoda, Insecta, Lepidoptera, Cosmopterigidae. Bases 20 to 478 code for a protein of 152 amino acids.